CUUCAACAGUCUGAAGAGGAGAAGGGGCAGCUGUGCCUCUGGGUCCCUCCACUAGUCCUGUGAUGGCCGUUAUAACUGCUUGUGUGCACAGGUCAGUAAAAACAGCGCUGCUGCUGCUGUCAGUGUUUUUGCUGUCUGAAGCUCUACCAGCCAGCUGGCUGCCAGGGAACUAUGCAAAUACCACCUCAGAUGCACUGAGGUUCCUCAGCGACUACAACAGCACUGCAGAGGAGGUGUUCUUUAAGAGCGUGUUGGCCGGCUGGAACUACAACACAAACCUGACAGACUACAACUCCAAGUUGCAGGUAGCUGCAAGCCUUGUGGAUCAGGAGUUCUCUGAAGUCUGGAGCUUGAAGGCCAAGGAGGUCUUCUCUAAGGAUGUACUAAACUCUCUGUCUGAGAAAGACAGAACGCUGCUUAAAAAUGUCAAGUUACUGGGCACUGCCAACCUUCCACAGGCUGAGCGAGAGGAGUUCAACACCCUCUGGACUAUCAUGGACAGAAUUUAUUCAACAAGUAAGGUGUACCCACUGCCAAACGUUAGCUGGAGCCUGGAAUCUGACCUCUCAGAAAUCUUGGCCAACUCCAGGAGUUACAAGAAGCUGCUGUUUGCCUGGGAGGGCUGGCGCAAUGCAGCAGGCGUGCCCCUUAAGCAGCAUUAUCCCAGGUUUGUGGAGCUCAGCAACAAAGCUGCUCGUGGUGAUGGCUUUGAAGACACAGGAGCUUAUUGGCGCUCCUGGUAUGAGACUGAAACCUUUCAGGAGGAUUUAGAGAAGCUCUACAAGACGAUUGAACCGCUCUACCUGAACCUGCAUGCCUUUGUGCGCCGCAAGCUCUACAACUUCUACGGUCCUAAAUAUAUCAAUCUGAAGGGGCCUAUCCCUGCUCACCUGUUGGGAAACAUGUGGGCCCAGUCAUGGAGCAACAUUUACAACAUGAUGAUACCGUUUCCUGGCAAACCCUUCCUAGAUGUGACUGGCGAGAUGGUCAGACAGGGCUAUAAUGCUACUCGCAUGUUUCGUUUAUCUGAGGAGUUCUUCACCUCUCUGGGAUUGAAGGAAAUGCCCUCAGAAUUCUGGGAAAAGUCCAUGCUUGUUAAACCUGCUGAUCGGGAGGUUGUGUGCCAUGCUUCUGCCUGGGAUUUUUACAACCGUAAGGACUUCAGGAUUAAGCAGUGCACCACAGUGACGAUGGAUGACCUCUUCACUGUGCACCAUGAGAUGGGCCACAUCCAGUAUUUCCUGCAGUACAAGGAUCAGCCUGUAGGCUACCGGAGUGGAGCCAAUCCUGGUUUCCAUGAAGCCAUCGGUGACGUCAUGUCCCUUUCUGUCUCAACACCGAAGCAUCUGCAUGAGAUCAACCUGCUGGAAUCUGUGACCUCUGACGUUGAAACUGACCUGAACUUCCUGCUGAAGACUGCUCUGGAUAAAAUAGCCUUCCUCCCCUUUGGCUACCUCGUUGACCUCUGGAGAUGGGGCGUGUUUAGUGGAAGCACCCCUCCAGAGAAGUACAACUCUGCUUGGUGGCAACUCAGAACAAAAUACCAGGGAAUUUGCCCACCUAUCAGGCGCACAGAGGAACACUUUGAUCCUGGAGCAAAGUUCCAUAUCCCUGGUAACACACCAUACAUCAGGUACUUUAUAAGCUUCAUCCUGCAGUUCCAGUUGCAUGAGAAACUCUGCGAGGCAGCCAAUCAGAGCAGCCCUCUGCACACAUGUGACAUUUACCGUUCUACAGAAGCUGGAGCCAUUUUAAAGAAAGUUAUGGAGGCAGGCUCUUCUAAACCCUGGCCUGAAGUGCUUCAGGAGGCCAUAGGCACACGUGAAAUAAAUGCCACCUCUCUAAUGAAAUACUUUGAGCCCAUAAUAAAGUGGCUGGAAGAACAAAAUGUGAAUGAGACCCUUGGAUGGCCUGAACUCAGCUGGGUUCCACCCAUCCCUGAAGGUUACCCUGAGGAUGUCCUUGCAGAAAUAAAAGCCUCUGCUGCAUAGAUGCAGGAAUUGCAUGUUUCACAUGUGCUGGUUCAUCUGAAUGGACUUGUUCAUCUGGACAUCAAUGAAGCAGGAACUGUCAGGGCCAAAUAAAAAGGAAUAACUGGAAACCAGAUUCCUCCCUUAUCAGCAGCUCUACAAUUGUAAUCGGUUUGGAAAGCAUGAUGCUAAUAAACUUUAGCUAUGUAAAUUAAA
This is a messenger RNA of Fundulus heteroclitus (mummichog), 2186 nucleotides long. RefSeq names its product angiotensin I converting enzyme (peptidyl-dipeptidase A) 1 (gene ace). The record is from RefSeq and is a predicted model, not a curated record. Gene Ontology annotation, cellular component: plasma membrane. Lineage: Eukaryota; Metazoa; Chordata; Actinopteri; Cyprinodontiformes; Fundulidae. The transcript has 12 exons. The coding region runs from base 63 to 1991 and encodes 642 amino acids. Gene Ontology annotation, molecular function: metallopeptidase activity; peptidyl-dipeptidase activity. Gene Ontology annotation, biological process: proteolysis.